Molecule: messenger RNA, 900 nt
Organism: Recurvomyces mirabilis
Lineage: Eukaryota; Fungi; Ascomycota; Dothideomycetes; Mycosphaerellales; Teratosphaeriaceae
Exons: 3
Coding region: 1-900 (299 amino acids)
Cellular component (GO): cytosol
Molecular function (GO): oxidoreductase activity
Source: RefSeq, a predicted model, not a curated record
AUGGCUCCCGUCUACAGUGACCAAGAUAGCAAGAACUUGCUCCUUCAAGUCCCCAGGCCGGUCAAGACCUACCACACUGAGGCCUACGACCGUAUCUCCCCCAAACACUUCGAUGGGAAAGGCAAAACGGUCCUCGUCACGGCCGGCGCAACGGGCAUCGGCUACGCCAUCGCCUAUGCCUUUGCCGAAGCAGGAGUCUCGCGCAUAGCCAUCGUCCAACGCUCAGCCGACGUGCUCCAGAAAGCAAAAUCAUCGCUAUCGAAGGACUUCCCCAAACUCGAGGUCAUAACCUACCAAGCCUCGAUCCAAGAUGGCGCCCGCAUGAAGGAGAUCUUCUCGGAGCUGAGCGUCGAUGUCGUGGUCCUGUCUGCAACAUCAACCCAUAGCUUCAAACCAGACACUCCACUAUCAGGAGACAUCCUGCACGAGACAACGUACAAGACCAAUAUCAUCGCUAGCUACGACCUCGUGGACACCUACCUCAAAUCCCCCAAGUCUUCUGCCGACUCCACCAAGACCGUCAUCAACAUCACCUCUGCUUCCGCUCAACUCACAAUCCCAGGCCAAAUCGGCUACGCCUCCUCCAAAGCCGCCUUCGCCAAAAUGAUGCAGCAUUUCUCCCUCGAGCACUCACCCGAAACGGACGGCGUGAGAUUAUUCAAUCUCCACCCGGGGGCGAUCUACACGCCUUACGCCAGCACGGAAUACGGACCCGAUGACUUCCCCUGGGAGGAUAUCAAGUUACCCGCACAUUUUAGUGCGUGGUUGGGACUUUCCGGGCGGGAGGCGGAGUUUUUGCAUGGGCGGUUUAUGUGGGCCCAGUGGGAUGUGGAUGAGCUGUUGCAGCUCAAGGAGCAGAUGAACAACCCAAUGUACUUAACGAUUGGACUUGUGCUAUGA